AUGGUGAAACAAGGCGACUCCAUUCCCAACAUUGAUCUCUACGAGGAUUCCCCCGGCAACAAAGUCAACCUCGCCCAAGAACUCAGCUCUGGCAAAGGCCUGAUCAUCGGUGUCCCUGCUGCCUUCUCCCCCUCAUGCUCCGACACUCACAUCCCAGGCUACAUUGCCAAUGACAAGCUGAAGAGUGCUGGAAAGGUCUUUGUGGUCUCUGUGAACGACGCAUUCGUCAUGAAGGCUUGGGCAAAGAGCUUGGACGAGUCAAAGAAGAGUGGCAUUCGAUUCCUCGCUGACCCUUCUGGAGAGUUCACUCGUGCCUGGGAUGUAGAGUUCGACGCUGCUAAGAUCUUGGGCAACAACCGGAGCAAGCGGUAUGCCGUGAUUACUGAGGAUGGCAAAGUCGUCAAGGCUUCUGUCGAGCCCGACAACACUGGAGUCACAAUCUCCGCCGCUGAGAAGAUGUUGUAA
Cladophialophora psammophila CBS 110553 is the source of this 465-nucleotide messenger RNA. Its product is annotated as peroxiredoxin (alkyl hydroperoxide reductase subunit C). Bases 1 to 465 code for a protein of 154 amino acids. The transcript has 4 exons. The record is from RefSeq and is a predicted model, not a curated record. Gene Ontology annotation, molecular function: thioredoxin peroxidase activity. Lineage: Eukaryota; Fungi; Ascomycota; Eurotiomycetes; Chaetothyriales; Herpotrichiellaceae. Gene Ontology annotation, cellular component: mitochondrion; peroxisome; cytoplasm. Gene Ontology annotation, biological process: hydrogen peroxide catabolic process; cell redox homeostasis; cellular response to oxidative stress.